Nematostella vectensis (starlet sea anemone) is the source of this 2922-nucleotide messenger RNA. RefSeq names its product G patch domain-containing protein 8. Gene Ontology annotation, cellular component: nucleus. The coding region runs from base 357 to 1673 and encodes 438 amino acids. Gene Ontology annotation, molecular function: nucleic acid binding. Lineage: Eukaryota; Metazoa; Cnidaria; Anthozoa; Actiniaria; Edwardsiidae. The transcript has 9 exons. The record is from RefSeq and is a predicted model, not a curated record.
GACCUUUCUUUGUCGCUGAUAUUCUGUUGUUAAAUAUCUGCUUCCAGCGCCCCACGCUACUUUGGUAACAAACCUGUUUUGGCAAAAUAUUGGCACAGUGGAAAAAAAAGAGUAAGAGAGCCAGCGAUUUCAUGUAGGAGUCAGCGGUACGUAUAUUGUCUCAAAAUGGCGGACAGAUUCGCAAGGUUUCACGAAAAGCGGUCGUAUUACGUUGAUAUUCCGACAGAGAACGAUGCGUUCGAGCUGGAAGACGAUGAGAUUGUGGAAAAGGCGAACUUGAACGCACCUAUCCCUGAGUACUGCACCCAUUAUGUCCCACUCCCCAGGCAAAUGUUGGAUACCAGCUUGCCCUCAAGAUGGGCUGGAAAAGUGGCGGAGGACUGGGAAGGAAGUUGCAAGGUCGUACAGAUCCUCUUCCCAUUAUUUUAAAAGAAGAUUUCACAGGAAUUGGAAGGAUGAAGCUUGAGUUUCAACAAGCAGAGGAGACUACAAGUAAAAGAAAAACUCUGGAGAUCGAGAAAGAAGACACACAAGAACUGAGGCAGAAAUAUCAGACUGAACAAGAAAAGGAAAAGAUUAUUGAAGAAAGCCUGCAAGACCUGAAAGAAAUGUUCUACUGUGAGCUGUGUGAUAAGCAGUAUUUCAAGUACAAGGAGUAUGACAACCACAUCAACUCCUAUGACCACGCACAUAAGCAAAGACUUAAGGAUUUGAAGCAGCGUGAAGCUACAAGAAAUAUAUAUGCAAAGAAAAAACGAGAACAGAAACAGAUGGAAAAAGAGCUUCAAAGACUGCACUUGAUCGCAGAACAGAAAGCUGACAGAAAGGCUCAAAUGGAACCUGGAAUUUUCCUGUCGUCAUUUCAGCAAGAAGAUAGACCUCAGGAACCCAAAGGAGAAUUUAAACCCUUAGCACAGUCUAGCAGAUUUAUAUCGAUUCCACCACCCCCACCCACAGAGGAAAUCCCAACUCCCCCACCCCCUCCCCCCGACAGCACACCUAUACCCCCACCGCCCCCUGAUGAACCCCCACCAACACGCCCACCACCCCCGGCCAAUAGAGCAAGCCCUUCACCCCCUGUUAGUAGCAAGGGCAUCAGUAAAGCAUUUUCCAUGAAGAUUGGCACCACAUCAAGUAAUUCGAAAACAGCAGGAGGACUGACCUUUGGGUUAAAGAAAAAGCCUGCUGUAAUGUCGUUUGGAUUUGGGGGGAAGAAGCCAUUAGUUAAAGCACCCCCUUCAGUUUUCAAUGAAUCUGAUAGUGAGGAAGGGGAGGAUGGGGAUGGUAAGGAGGAGGAUGGGGGUAGUCUAGGCGCACAGGAGGAUGAAUCAUUGCCCUCGGCAGUACAGCAAGAGGAUCUUCUCAAAAAGGCUAUAGACUAUGCAGAUACGCUGAACAAACAGGGACCAAAGAUGUUGAUCCGGUUUGUCCGGGGCUCUGAGACUGGUCUUUUACCAGGAACACUAGCAGAUGAACAAGACAAACAUAAAGAUGCUUGUAGGAAAAAAGAAGAAAACAAUUUUAGGGAAAGAAAUUCAUCUGACAGAAAGGACGAUAGGAAAAGAGACAGGGAGGAAGAUCGGAGAAGAGACAGGCCUAGAGAAGAUGAGAGGAGAAGGAAUAGAGAUAGACAGGAUGAGAGCAGGAGGGAUAAAGAUCGGCGGCGAAAAUAGAUACAGAUAGGUUGGACUAGAGGGAGAAGGAUAAAAAAUGAUGGCAAAAAUAGAUCAAAACACUAUCUAAACUUCUGUAUUUAUUUGUAUUGAUAACUUUUAAAAUCAAAACAAAAACAUGAUCAUGAUUUCUGUUCUUCCUUAAUAACCUUGUAUCAAAACGCCAAAGUGAAUUAUUGUAAAAUAAUGGACAACUGGUAGCUCCAUUUGGAUGUAAGUAAAAUUUUUAUCAUAGACUACAAAAGAACAUAUUGAUGAGUGUGUGAUAAAUUAUACCCAUUGUAAACACCCUAUCCAGUCGCCAGAGUAGAAGAGUGGUAAUCAAGUGUUAAAUACCCUGCUAGAAUUCUACAGUUAUUAAUUUUUAGCUGAUUGAUGAUUCCCUCCCUCUAAGCAAAGCUGAACACAUUAAACAUGUGACAUCCGUACAUGUUUCGAGCAUUAUCUUAGACUUGCCCUAAAGGCCUGACAUGUCAAGCGCGACAUGUAGCGUGCGACAUGUCUCCUAGUUUAGCCACCCAAAGAGACAUUGUAGAAGCGACAAAGAAAUGUAACUCAUAUAGUUGAGAAACAUUUUCGUGACGUGCUCUCCAAAAUUUGUUGUGCACUACAUGUUUGUGGCGGUGUCUAAACUAGGAAACAUAGGAGACAUGUCACACGCUACAUGUCGCCUAGUUUAUUUUCACUCAUAUACAGGGGCAGAUCCAGGAGUGCCAAUAAGGGGGGAAUAGGGUUUCAAGAAAGAGGGGGCGGAAUCAUUGUUUCUCCAUGAAUUUUUCUUGUCUAGAAAUAGGGGGGGGGGGGCGCAAUCUGAGUAGAGUUUGCGAUCUAAUAUGCAUUCCCCUGAGUUAGUGAAGCAAACGAAAACAGGCGUGCAGAGAGUUGUCCAGCAAAUGUCAGUUUUUAAAAAGCCAACCAAAAGUCUUGCAUAAGCUGAGUGAAAGCAAUCAACUGUUAUAGAUUUCUAAAGAUAGUUUUCCUGUUAACGCAACAUUUUUUAAUGUUUGAUAUGCCAAUGAGAGGCCUGAAAACAGGAGGCGAUCAAAACUUGCAACAGUCAAAUGUAUUGCUGUGAGAAUAUGGGCACUCAAAUUUGAUCAAAUAAGAUGCAUUUGUGACUUGGUGCCAUUAUAUUUACAUGGGUUUCUUGCCAACUUCUUCCAAUUCAGUAAGAAAUGUAUUGCUAUUUUGUGGCUUAUAACUGGGUCAAGCACAUUCUUUGAAUAAAGUCUAGAAGUGUUCACUCCAA